UGUGAGCAUGCGCAAGGACCGGCUCUCGCGCGUCCCUGUCCUGGGCCGCGGUUGGUUUGGCAGAGACCGGAGAGCACCGGGCAGCAAUUGGCAACCGGCGCGCGGGGACUGGCCUGAGGACCGGUGGCAGGGCCUUCACCAUGCCCGGGAUGGUGCUCUUUGGCCGGCGCUGGGCCAUUGCCAGCGACGACUUGGUCUUCCCCGGGUUAUUCGAGCUGUUCCUGCGAGUGCUAUGGUGGAUUGGCAUUCUGACUUUGUAUCUCAUGCACAGAGGGAAGCUGGACUGUGCUGGUGGAGUCCUGCUCAGCAGUUACUUGAUCGUUCUUAUUGUUCUCCUGGCAGUUGUUAUAUGUAACGUGUCAGCCAUUAUAUGUGUCAGCAUGAAAGGAACCAUCUGUAACCCUGGACCACGCAAGUCUAUGUCUAAGCUACUUUACGUACGCCUAGCACUGUUUCUGCCAGAGAUGGUCUGGGCUUCUCUGGGGGCUGCCUGGAUAUCAGACGAUGUUCAGUGUGACAAAACAGUUGUGAAUGGCAUCAUCGCAACCGUUGUUGUCAGUUGGAUCAUCAUCGCCGCCACUGUGGUUACCAUUAUUAUUGUCUUUGACCCACUGGGGGGGAAAAUGGCUCCAUACUCCUCUGCUGGUCCCAGUCACCUGGAUAGUCAUGAUUCAAGCCAGUUAUUUAAUGGCCUCAAGACAGCAGCUACCAGCGUGUGGGAAACCAGAAUCAAGUUGUUGUGCUGUUGCAUUGGGAAAGACGACCAUACUCGAGUUGCUUUUUCGAGUACGGCAGAGCUUUUCUCAACCUACUUUUCAGACACAGAUCUAGUGCCCAGUGACAUUGCAGUGGGCCUUGCUCUUCUUCAUCAGCAACAGGACAACAUCAUGAAUAACCAGGAGCCUGAGGAGGUGAUCAGCCACUCGCCAGGGCAGUCCCAGGAAGCUGACUUGGAUGCAGAAUUAGAAAACUGCCAUCAUUAUAUGCAGUUUGCAGCAGCCGCCUAUGGGUGGCCUUUCUACAUCUACAGAAACCCAUUUACAGGGCUGUGCAAGAUUGGUGGUGACUGCUGCAGAAGCAGAACAACAGAAUAUGACUUAGUCGGAGGUGAUCAGCUCAACUGCCACUUCAGCUCCAUCCUGCAAACAACGGGGCUCCAGUACCGGGAUUUCAUUCACAUAAGCUUUCAUGACAAGGUGUAUGAGCUGCCCUUCUUAGUGGCUCUGGAUCACAGGAAAGAGUCUAUCGUGGUUGCUGUGAGAGGGACCAUGUCUCUCCAGGACAUCCUGACUGAUCUGUCAGCGGAGAGUGAGACCCUUGACCUGGAAUGUGAAGUGCAGGACCGUUUGGCACACAAGGGGAUUUCUCAAGCUGCCAAGUACGUUUACCGACGACUUAUCAAUGAUGGGAUUUUGAGUCAAGCGUUCAGCAUUGCUCCUGAAUACCGGCUUGUCAUAGUGGGACACAGUCUGGGGGCAGGAGCUGCAGCCCUGCUGGCCAUCAUGCUCAGAAGUGCGUACCCACAAGUCAGGUGUUACGCCUUUUCCCCUCCCCGGGGGCUGUUAAGCAAAUCUCUUUCUGAAUACUCUCAGAGCUUCAUUGUGUCACUUGUUCUAGGGAAGGACGUGAUUCCCAGGUUAAGUGUGACCAACUUGGAAGAUUUGAAGAGAAGAAUCUUGAGAGUGAUUGCUCACUGUAAUAAGCCUAAGUACAAGAUCUUGCUGCAUGGAUGCUGGUAUGAACUGUUCGGAGGGAGCCCCGAUAACUUCCCAACUGAGCUAGAUGGAGGUGACCAGGGUGAUCUGACACAGCCUCUUCUUGGGGAGCAAAGUCUGCUGACACACUGGUCCCCAGGAUACAGCUUCUCCAGCGACUCCCCUCUGGACUCUCCCCCCAAGUACCCUCCUCUUUACCCUCCUGGCAGGAUCAUCCACCUGGAGGAAGAGGGCAGCUCCGGGAGGUUUGGCUGCUGUUCUACUGCUCAGUACCGUGCAAAGUGGUCACAUGAAGUGGAAUUCAGCAAAAUACUCAUAGGCCCAAAGAUGCUAACAGACCACAUGCCAGACAUUCUGAUGAGAGCCUUGGACAGUGUGGUCUCCGACAGAGCGGCAUGUGUCUCCUGCCCAGCACAGGGGGUCUCCACCUUGGACGUGGCAUGACCAGGGCUACUGGAAAAUGCCCCAGCAAUGGGGGGACUCCUGCAUUUUAUUUAGUUUUGCUAUAGGGCGUGUGCACUUGGCUGGAGAAGAGACUGUGGAUGGGUGGGGAUAGGACUGUUAAAUCACCCCCCAGGAGGAAUGACCACAGUACAGUCCCUUCUCCAUUCUCCUCUCAGGACUUCGGGCAUGCAUGCACACACACCUGGCAUGAUUUUCAAGACUCGAACCAUGCAAUCAGCCAUGCUGGAUCCCACAUAUUAAUCUCCGUGCCAUCUGCUGCUCCCACUCCAAUACACACACUUUAGUUCUUAAACUAACUUAAUGUCCAAAGGAUUCCAGUGAGGCCACUGUUGGAUAUCCAUCAACAAUCUGUGGAUACAUUUGAUAGUCUUCCAGAUGACUGAACAAUUUCUGGGAAAUAACUGUGACCAUAGUUUUAGCAGAAUCAGGAGUCUGUAGGGUGUGCCAAAGAGGUUCAGACUCCCAGGAUUGGGAGUGACCGCACUGGAAGCUUCAGGAAGCCUGUUCCCCUGGCUCUUGGAUCUUUUGGCCAUCUGAGAUCUGCCCGAAGGGUGGGAAUCCAGUGGCUAGUUUGAAGAACCUGAAGGUUAUCUGUUGACUCCCACCCCUCAGGCAGCCUGUUUUUACUGAAAGAUCUUAUCCUAUCACCAUAUAGACAAGUCUGAGCCAGGCUUACAGGUGUGUAGUUUUUCCAACUUUUCCCCCUCCCCCUGGCUAUGAAAUUGGUCCUCAGUUGUGAGGGUGCUGACGGGAUUUCUGCUGUGGGUACUACUGGCAGCCUGGGAUCUGACUGGGAAUCAGGGCAGUCCUGGUCAGGGCAAUGAGAAGAGACCAUGACUCCUGCCCACCUCCAAGCCACAUAUUCCAGCCCUUUGUUUACACGCCAAGAUGUGUGUCGACAGCAAGAGUCGGUUGUUUAAAUUCUCAUGCACUGAGGGUCCACUAAUGGGAUUCAGAGUUUUAAAAAAAUAAACCUCUUAUAUUAUCAUUACA
Tupaia belangeri chinensis (Chinese tree shrew) is the source of this 3173-nucleotide messenger RNA. It is a transcript of the gene DAGLB, whose product is annotated as diacylglycerol lipase beta. The record is from RefSeq and is a predicted model, not a curated record. NCBI's taxonomy places the organism in Eukaryota, Metazoa, Chordata, Mammalia, Scandentia, Tupaiidae. Gene Ontology annotation, molecular function: triacylglycerol lipase activity. Gene Ontology annotation, biological process: neurogenesis; arachidonate metabolic process; diacylglycerol catabolic process. The transcript has 15 exons. Gene Ontology annotation, cellular component: plasma membrane; cytoplasm. The coding region runs from base 141 to 2159 and encodes 672 amino acids.